Messenger RNA from Harpegnathos saltator (Jerdon's jumping ant), 1008 nucleotides. RefSeq lists its product as uncharacterized. Gene Ontology annotation, molecular function: nucleic acid binding. NCBI's taxonomy places the organism in Eukaryota, Metazoa, Arthropoda, Insecta, Hymenoptera, Formicidae. The transcript is spliced from 3 exons. The coding region runs from base 1 to 1008 and encodes 335 amino acids. Gene Ontology annotation, biological process: DNA integration. The record is from RefSeq and is a predicted model, not a curated record.
AUGCUGCAAGUAGGAGCGAAGCUUGAAUGCUUCACCAGUCUCAACACCAAUAUUACAGUUAAAUUGACAUAUAGUAUCAACAUAGCGAGAGACGGAUCAUCACAAGCUGCAAUGGCGAAGCAAUCAUCAAAAUUUAACAAAACGAAGAAAAGUUCAGAGAAGCAGCUCAUCGAUAACGAAAAGCAACGGUUGGUGGAGGAGCUGCACGCUCCAGCGAGAAGAUAUUUUCCCCGUAGACGCGUCAUAGUGCGCGGAUACGAUGAUCUUUGGCAAGCUGACUUGGUAGAGAUGCGUCCUUACUCGCGAUUCAAUAGAGGCUACCACUAUAUACUCACUGUUAUCGAUGUGUUGAGCAAAUAUGCGUGGGCUGUACCGAUGAAGAGCAAGAGCGGUAAAGAAGCAGUGGCAGUAUUCGCCAGGAUAUUUCAAGAAUCUGGAAGAUGCCCGAAAAAUUUGCAAACGGACCAGGGAAAGGAAUUUUAUAAUGCGGAUCUGCAGAAACUCCUUAAAAAACACGGUAUCAAUCAUUAUUCUACGUACUCGGUAAUGAAAGCAUCUGUUGUGGAACGAUUCAACCGCACGUUAAAGAACGACAUGUGGAAAAUGUUUACGUUGAAUGGAACAUACAAAUGGACCGACUCAUUACCGCGCCUUAUCGCGGAGUACAACACACGGAAACAUCGAACUAUCGGCAUGCGUCCUAUCGAUGUGACACCCGAGAUCGCCGAUAAGCUCCUACACACAGUCUACAACAACGUAAAGAUCGCUGCGCCUGCGAGAUUCAAAGUGGGUGAUCUGACAACUAAUCCAGCGACCUAUCUGCUCGAGGAUUCUCGCGGAAAGUCUAUUGCCGGAGGAUUUUACGAAUACGAACUGCAUCGCGCUGCUAAUCCUGACGUUUAUCUCGUGGAAAAGGUGUUGCGAAAAAGUGGCGACAAGGUUUUAGUGAAAUGGUUGGGAUUUGAUAAUUCGCACAACUCUUGGAUACACAAAGAAAAUGUAUUGUAA